AUGAAAACUUCGAUCUCACUGAUGCUGUUGCAGAUCCUGCUCUUGGCGGGAGUGGCCUCACCGCGAGCCGUCAACGUAUCAGUCGAUCAGUUUUUCGGCUGCGAUGAGCCAAAUUUCGCCUAUUAUCCUCAGGGCUCAGCGCUCAUCAAAGAGCUUGGGGCCCUGGGCCAGCGCCAAACCUAUUUCCGAACACACAACUUGUUGACAAGCGGUGAUAGCUCCAAGGAUCUUGUCGGUGUGCCUGGGCUCAAAUGGGGAAGCACGAACGCGUACACCGAAGACGUUGACGGCAAUCCUAUCUACAACUUUACCAUUGUUGACAAGAUAUUCGAUUCUUACCUUGCUGGUAACGUCAGGCCAUAUGUGCAAAUUGGCUGCUGGGCCGGGCACCAUUUACACCGGCUGGAGUCAUGUACCUACAGACUACUCAGCGUGGGAGGAGUUGGUGUACCGAUGGGCAAAGCACUCGGUGGAAAGGUAUGGUCCCGAGGAGAUUGGAACGGCACACAAGAACAAUUCUUCGAGCUCCACGACCGCGCCAUCGCAGCUGUCCUCCGCGCCAUACCAACCGCCCGAGUCGGGGGUUGCGAAGUCGCAGGCGGAGCGGCGGGUUCUUACCUGGGCGACUUCCUCUCCCACUGCGCCAGCGGAACGAACUAUGCCACUGGCGAGACAGGCACGCCGCUUGACUUCAUCUCGUUCCAUGCCAAGGGCGCGCCGCUCUGGAUCAACUCCACCGACAGCCCCGGUGGCGGGUAUAUGCAGAUGAACAUAUCGACGCAGCUGAGGCAGAUCGACGAGGCUUUUGGGGUGGUCUCGUCUUUCCCUCAAUACAUCUCCACACCGAUCGUCAUGGGCGAAUUCGACCCGGACGGCUGUGCGGCUUGCACGUCGGCGGCGUACGGGUAUCGCAAUGGGCUCUUGUAUCCUGCUUACACAGCUGCCUCCUUCAUGCGAGCCAUAAGCCUCGCGAUGGAAAGGGGCGUCAACUUGGUAGGGGCUUUGACCUGGGCUUUCGAAUAUGAACAGACGGCACUUCUGCCUAACCAGACGGGUUUCUUCGAUGGCUUCAGGGUCUUGAGUACGCAGGGCAUCGACAAGCCGGUCCUGAACGUCCACCGGAUGUGGGGCAUGAUGAGUGGCGACGUGGUCGCGACGAAGAGCUCUGGCCAGGUGCCGAUGGAUGUGGUGCUCGCUGAGGGAAUCAGAGGUCGCGAUACAGAUGUGGGAGUCGUCGCGAGCUUCAACAGCCGCAGCGAGACCUUAUACGUCUUCGUUUGGAAUUACCACGAUCAAGACCUCGAGUUCCCGGACGCCGACAUCACCUUCGAAGUCCAAAGUCUACCAGCCACGAUUUUGGACAACCCCGACGGUGUUUCUUACACUCAAUAUCGGAUCGACAACGAUCACAGCAACUCAUACUCCCGGUGGCAAGCCAUUGGCUCACCACAAGCGCCGUCGGAAGAGCAGUACCAGGAACUAGUAAGUGCCGGGAAGCUGGAAACCACAGCACUAGGAACUGAGCCGGUGAUGUCGAUUGACGGGAAAUUGGUUUUCAAUAUAUCCUUGCCUGUCAGAGCUACUUCACUCUUGGUACUGCAUAACGACAAGAGCGGCGAUCUUGUAUAG
Diaporthe batatas is the source of this 1629-nucleotide messenger RNA. RefSeq lists its product as uncharacterized. Gene Ontology annotation, molecular function: hydrolase activity, hydrolyzing O-glycosyl compounds. The record is from RefSeq and is a predicted model, not a curated record. Gene Ontology annotation, biological process: carbohydrate metabolic process. The transcript has 4 exons. NCBI's taxonomy places the organism in Eukaryota, Fungi, Ascomycota, Sordariomycetes, Diaporthales, Diaporthaceae. The coding region runs from base 1 to 1629 and encodes 542 amino acids.